Molecule: messenger RNA, 1572 nt
Organism: Penicillium macrosclerotiorum
Lineage: Eukaryota; Fungi; Ascomycota; Eurotiomycetes; Eurotiales; Aspergillaceae
Product: putative MFS allantoate transporter
Exons: 9
Coding region: 1-1572 (523 amino acids)
Biological process (GO): transmembrane transport
Cellular component (GO): membrane
Molecular function (GO): transmembrane transporter activity
Source: RefSeq, a predicted model, not a curated record
AUGGCGAACAAUCCACCGGCCGGAGAGCCAUCCAAGGCGGAUAUUCUUGAUGCCCCGACUAUUUCCCAUGCGGAGAACAACGCGUCUUCAUCGAAAUGGAAGGCCGUCAAAUCAGCGGAUGGAGAUACUGCGAUGGCUCUAUUCAACGACCCGGAUGAGCUUCACGAGGAGGUUGACCCUGCGGAGGCAAGAAAAAUAUUGUGGAAAAUUGACUUCAUGAUUCUCCCCUACCUGGCUGUCUGUUACGCCUUCUUUUACAUCGACAAGACAACCUUGAGCUACGCAGCUAUAUUUGGCAUCCGCGAUGAUCUCAAACUUCAUGGAACUCAGUACAACUGGCUGAGUAGUAUUUUCUACUUUGGCUUCCUUGCCUGGGCAUUUCCGACGAAUUUUCUAAUGCAACGCCUGCCAAUCGGGAAAUAUCUGGGAGCAAAUAUUUUUAUGUGGGGCGUCUUCCUAAUGAUCCAAGCCGCGUGCAACAGUUUCGAAACUCUCGCCGUUCUCCGAGCUCUUGGUGGUGCCGCAGAAGCAUGUUCCGACCCAGCAUUCAUGUUAAUAACUAGCAUGUGGUAUACACGGCGUGAGCAACCAGUUCGUAUUGGGUUAUGGUACACUGCAAAUGGCAUUGGCAUUGCCUUGGGUGGCUUGCUUGGCUAUGGAAUUGGUCACAUUCGAGGUGCUCUCCCAUCAUGGAAAUACGAGUUUAUCGUGAUUGGCGCUCUUUGCUCAACCUGGGGCAUCAUUAUGUUCAUCUUUCUCCCUGAUUCACCUGUUACAGCCCCAGGCCUUACGAAGAGGGAACGACGAACAGCCGUCGAACGCAUCCGAGAGAACCAAACCGGCGUUGAGAAUAAACACCUAAAGCCAUAUCAAAUUCUGGAGGCAUUCUUAGAUUACAAGCUAUAUAUGUUCUUCAUUUUGGGUGCCGUUUGCAAUAUCCCUAAUGGUGGUAUAAGCAACUUUGGAACUAUUAUUAUAAAAGGAUUUGGAUUUUCCACCUUGGUGACAACACUGAUGCAGAUUCCUUAUGGUGUACUUAUCGCUCUAUCAAUCCUCACAUGCGUGUAUCUCAACGAUCGCUUUGAGAAUAGACGCUGUAUAUUUGUUCUGAUAUUUCUUAUUCCCAAUCUUUGUGGAGCAUUUGGACUCCGGUUUGUGCCUGUUGACCGAACUGUUGGUCGCUUGAUCUGCUACUAUUUGACGGGCCCAUACAAUGCUGCGUUCGUUUUGAUAUUGAGCAUGCAGAUUGCGAACACAGCAGGCCAUACCAAGAAGGUUGUCACCAACGCCGUCCUCUUCCUCGGAUACUGCACCGGCAAUAUUGCAGGGCCGUUCUUUUAUAAGACAGAUCAAUCGCCAACAUACGAGCUUGGUAUUUGGUCAAUGAUCGUCUCGCAUCUGAUCGAAGCUGUCUUAAUAUCCAUUCUCGGCCUGCUUUUGCGUUGGGAAAACAAGAAACGUGAUCGUAUCCAGUCGCAAAUGGAAGGAGGACUUGCAGGAAGAGACCUGGAUUCAACUGCAUUUUUGGAUUUGACUGAUCGAGAGAACUUGAACUUCCGUUAUAUCUACUGA